This is a messenger RNA of Neogale vison (American mink), 703 nucleotides long. RefSeq names its product FXYD domain containing ion transport regulator 3 (gene FXYD3). The record is from RefSeq and is a predicted model, not a curated record. Lineage: Eukaryota; Metazoa; Chordata; Mammalia; Carnivora; Mustelidae. Gene Ontology annotation, cellular component: membrane. Gene Ontology annotation, biological process: regulation of sodium ion transmembrane transporter activity. Gene Ontology annotation, molecular function: sodium channel regulator activity.
UUUGCCUAGGGCGUGGCAGCUGUGGAUAAAGGCAGGACUCAGGCUUAGCAGCUGCAUUCUCCCCUUCUCUCCCGGAACUUUCCAAGCAGCCUGGGGAGCCACACAGGCCAGCUGGUUGACAUGCGGGAGGUGACAACACUGAGCCUGCUCCUCCUCCUGGCAGGCCUGCCUGUCUUGGAUGCCAAUGACCCAGAAGAUAAAAACAGUCCUUUCUACUAUGACUGGCACAGACUUCGGGUCGGUGGGCUCAUCUGUGCUGCGGUUCUAUGCACCAUCGGCAUCAUCGUCCUCAUGAGUGAGUGGGGACCCUGGAGGCCGAGCUGGCAGGCAGGGCAGGGCUGUGGGUCCUCUCCCUCAACCAUCCCUUCUCCCCUGACAGGUGGGAAAUGCAAAUGCAAGUUCAGCCAGAAGCCCAGCCACCAUCCGGGGGAAGCCCCACCUCUCAUCACUCCAGGCUCUGCCCAGAACUGUUGAGGAUGGAUCCAUUGAAAGGACACAGAGGUCCCUUCCCAUCUCUUCCUCCAAGUCCUGGUUCUGCACGGGAGCCCAGACUCCAGGAUGGAAUUCUCCCUCUUCUCCUCAGAGCACCUUGCCAGAGCCUCACCUUACCUCUCACUGGAGGGGUCUUUUUGUUCAAUUUUUAAUUCUAAAAAUGGUUCUUGCCUCCUUAUCCUUUAUUCUAAAAAUUGAUUAGCCAAGUGUC